Marmota monax (woodchuck) is the source of this 2668-nucleotide messenger RNA. RefSeq names its product YME1 like 1 ATPase (gene Yme1l1). Gene Ontology annotation, biological process: protein quality control for misfolded or incompletely synthesized proteins; mitochondrion organization. Bases 186 to 2333 code for a protein of 715 amino acids. Gene Ontology annotation, molecular function: ATP-dependent peptidase activity; ATP binding; ATP hydrolysis activity. NCBI's taxonomy places the organism in Eukaryota, Metazoa, Chordata, Mammalia, Rodentia, Sciuridae. Gene Ontology annotation, cellular component: mitochondrial inner membrane. The transcript is spliced from 19 exons. The record is from RefSeq and is a predicted model, not a curated record.
CCUUCCGGGGCAGAUUGCUGUUGUAGCAGCUGUAGGAAGGGGAGGCCAUUUUCCGUUUCUGAGAAGCGUAAGGAGCAAAGGAAGGGAGAGACAGAGGGGGAAAAAAGGGGGGCUCAGCGCCUCCCUGCCGGGCCAAGAACGGAGGACAGUUUCGGCAGGCGGGGGAGGUCGCUGAGGGCCCGGAGAUGUUUUCCCUGACGAGCACGGUGCAGCCCCAGGUUACAGUUCCUCUCAGUCAUCUCAUCAGUGCCUUCCAUUCACCAAAAACCAUAUCUGUUUCUGUCAGUACAUCAGUUUCUCAAAACCAGCAUAGAGAUGUAGUUCCUGAGCAUGAGGCUCUCAGCAAUGAGCCUUCACUUAAUUUAAGGGACCUUGGAUUAUCUGAAUUGAAAAUUGGACAGAUUGAUCAACUGGUAGAAAAUUUACUUCCUGGAUUUUACAAAGGCAAAAACAUUUCUUCCCACUGGCAUACAUCUCAUGUCUCUGCACAUUCUUUCUUUGAAAAUAAAUAUGGUUACUUAGAUAUGUUCAGUACUUUGCGUUCCUCUUGCUUAUACAGACAGCAUCCAAGAACUCUCCAAAGCAUUUGUUCAGAUCUUCAUUACUGGCCAGUUUUCAUACAGUCUCGGGGUUUUAAAACUUUGAAAUCAAGGACCAGACGUCUACAGUCCACCUCUGAAAGAUUAGCAGAGACACAGAAUAUAGCACCAUCAUUCGUGAAGGGGUUUCUUUUGAGGGACAGAGGAUCAGAUGUUGAGAGUUUGGACAAACUCAUGAAAACUAAAAACAUACCUGAAGCUCAUCAAGAUGCAUUUAAAACUGGUUUUGCGGAGGGUUUUCUGAAAGCGCAAGCAUUAACACAAAAAACAAAUGAUUCCCUAAGGCGAACUCGUCUGAUUCUCUUUGUUCUGUUACUGUUUGGCAUUUAUGGACUUUUAAAGAACCCAUUUUUAUCUGUCCGCUUCCGAACAACCACAGGGCUUGAUUCUGCAGUAGAUCCUGUCCAGAUGAAAAAUGUCACCUUUGAACAUGUUAAAGGAGUGGAGGAAGCUAAACAAGAAUUACAAGAAGUUGUUGAAUUCUUGAAAAAUCCACAAAAAUUUACCGUGCUUGGAGGUAAACUUCCAAAAGGUAUACUUUUAGUUGGACCCCCAGGCACUGGAAAGACACUUCUUGCCCGUGCUGUGGCAGGAGAAGCUGAUGUUCCUUUUUAUUAUGCUUCUGGAUCAGAAUUUGAUGAGAUGUUUGUCGGUGUGGGAGCCAGCCGUAUCAGAAAUCUUUUUAGGGAAGCGAAAGCAAAUGCUCCUUGUGUUAUAUUUAUUGAUGAAUUAGAUUCUGUUGGUGGAAAGAGAAUUGAAUCUCCCAUGCAUCCAUAUUCAAGGCAGACUAUAAAUCAACUGCUUGCUGAAAUGGAUGGUUUUAAACCCAAUGAAGGAGUAAUCAUUAUAGGAGCCACAAACUUUCCAGAGGCAUUAGAUAACGCCUUAAUACGUCCUGGUCGCUUUGACAUGCAAGUUACAGUUCCAAGGCCAGAUGUAAAAGGUCGAACAGAAAUUUUGAAAUGGUAUCUCAAUAAAAUAAAGUUUGAUAAAUCUGUCGAUCCAGAAAUCAUAGCUCGAGGUACUGUUGGGUUUUCUGGAGCAGAGUUGGAGAAUCUUGUAAACCAAGCUGCAUUAAAGGCAGCUGUUGAUGGAAAAGAUAUGGUUACCAUGAAGGAACUAGAGUUUUCCAAAGAUAAAAUUCUAAUGGGGCCUGAACGAAGAAGUGUGGAAAUUGAUAACAAAAAUAAAACCAUCACAGCCUAUCAUGAAUCUGGUCAUGCUAUUAUUGCGUAUUACACAAAAGAUGCAAUGCCUAUUAAUAAAGCUACAAUCAUGCCACGAGGGCCAACACUUGGACAUGUGUCCCUGUUGCCUGAGAAUGACAGAUGGAAUGAAACUAGAGCCCAGUUGCUUGCACAGAUGGAUGUUAGUAUGGGAGGAAGAGUGGCAGAAGAGCUUAUAUUUGGAACUGACCAUAUUACAACAGGUGCUUCCAGUGAUUUUGAUAAUGCAACAAAAAUAGCUAAGCGGAUGGUUACCAAAUUUGGAAUGAGUGAAAAGCUUGGAGUUAUGACAUACAGUGAUACAGGAAAACUGAGUCCUGAAACUCAAUCUGCCAUUGAACAAGAAAUAAGAAUUCUCCUACGGGAGUCAUAUGAACGAGCAAAACAUAUCUUGAAAACUCAUGCAAAAGAACAUAAGAAUCUAGCAGAAGCUUUAUUGACCUAUGAGACUUUGGAUGCCAAAGAGAUUCAAAUUGUUCUUGAGGGGAAGAAGUUGGAAGUGAGAUGAUAACUCUCUGUAUGGAUGCAUUGCUGGUUUUAUUGAAAAAAUAUAAAUAGCAUUGCAGUAGUCUCCUUUUGCAAUGCUUCCCCCUCCCAUUCUUGAUUUCAUAUAAUUCAAGGGUGUGAAACAAUUUUUUUUUGUCACGUUUGUCUAAUUUUCUUUAUUCUCAUGAUGACAUCUGUUGCAAAUUAGUAACCCAUAGCACAUACAUUUAAAAAAAUAAAGAACCAUCAGGAUUGAAAACAAUUUGUUUGAUAAAUAUCAAUCAGUUAUUAUUUUGAUGAUAAUAAUGGUUUUAUGGUUGGGUAUGCUAAUACAUGUGAAUAAAAAUUGUGCCUUUA